Synchiropus splendidus (mandarinfish) is the source of this 3047-nucleotide messenger RNA. It is a transcript of the gene kdm1a, whose product is annotated as lysine (K)-specific demethylase 1a. Gene Ontology annotation, biological process: regulation of DNA-templated transcription. The record is from RefSeq and is a predicted model, not a curated record. Gene Ontology annotation, cellular component: nucleus. Gene Ontology annotation, molecular function: protein binding; oxidoreductase activity; flavin adenine dinucleotide binding. NCBI's taxonomy places the organism in Eukaryota, Metazoa, Chordata, Actinopteri, Syngnathiformes, Callionymidae. The transcript is spliced from 22 exons. Bases 71 to 2638 code for a protein of 855 amino acids.
GUUCAUUGAAAGGAGAGCUACUGCAGCUUCGUCUUUGUGUUGCCGUCCUCGGUGGACCAAGAGUGUUUGAAUGGAUAUUACCAGGUGCACCGAGAAAUGGGAGAGGCCACCAACAUCUUCCAUAAUGUUGUCAAGUAAAAAGUCAGAUGCCGGGUCAUCUUCUUCGUCCUCGUCCUCCUCCUCAGGGGCAGUCGGAGGAGAUAGGGCCCCAGUCACUGAUGCUCAGACUGGAACUUCAGUCUCAGCUGCUGGAGUUAUGGAUGUAAAGAAAAAGGAAAGGUCAUCCCCUAGUGGGGAGGCUGGAGGUGCACCUAUGUCCCACCAAGCUGGUCCUGGCGGACUUGAUCAGGACUCGGCUGAAGUCCGCAGGACCAGCAGGCGUAAGCGAGCGAAACAGGUGGAGUACCGCGAGAUGGACGAAAGCCUCGCUAAUCUCUCGGAGGAUGAAUACUACUCAGAGGAGGAGAGAAACGCCAAGGCAGAGAAGGAGAGAAAGCAAGUUAUCCCUCCUCCGGUUCCUCCUCCGGAGGAAGAGAAUGACAGUGAACCAGAAGAACCAUCUGGUGUGGAAGGAGCUGCUUUCCAGAGUCGUCUUCCUCAUGACCGCAUGACAUCUCAAGAGGCUGCGUGCUUCCCUGACAUCAUCAGUGGUCCUCAACAGACUCAAAAAGUUUUCCUCUACAUCCGUAAUCGCACACUGCAGCUGUGGCUGGACAACCCAAAGGUUCAAUUAACGUUCGAGGCCACGGCACAGCAGCUGGAAGCACCAUACAACAGCGACGCAGUCCUGGUUCACAGGAUACACAGCUACUUAGAACGCCAUGGGCUUAUCAACUUUGGCAUUUACAAGAGAGUCAAGCCUCUACCAACUAAGAAGACCGGAAAGGUCAUCAUCAUUGGUGGAGGUGUGUCAGGCCUCGCUGCAGCCAGGCAGCUGCAGAGUUUCGGGAUGGAUGUCACAGUUUUAGAAGCUAGGGACCGUGUUGGAGGAAGAGUGGCGACUUUCAGAAAAGGAAAUUAUGUUGCUGAUCUUGGCGCCAUGGUGGUGACCGGCCUUGGAGGGAACCCAAUGGCUGUGGUCAGUAAGCAGGUGAACAUGGAGCUGGCUAAGAUCAAACAGAAGUGUCCGUUAUAUGAAGCCAAUGGUCAAGCUGGGGAACGGUGUACAAGUGUACCCAAAGAAAAAGAUGAGAUGGUGGAGCAGGAGUUCAACAGACUCCUGGAGGCCACUUCCUUCCUGAGUCACCAACUGGACUUCAACUUCUUGAACAACAAGCCGGUUUCUCUCGGCCAAGCCUUGGAAGUGGUCAUCCAGCUUCAGGAGAAGCAUGUGAAGGAUGAGCAGAUCGAACACUGGAAGAAGAUUGUGAAGACUCAAGAGGAACUCAGGGAGCUUCUCAAUAAGAUGGUGACCACAAAGGAGCGUGUGAAGGAGCUCCAUCAGCAGUAUAAAGAGGCUAGCGAAGUCAAACCUCCCAGGGAUAUCACUGCCGAGUUUCUGGUGAAGAGCAAACACAGAGACCUCACCACACUCUGCAAGGAGUAUGAUGAGUUGGUGGAGAUGCAGGCCAAGAUGGAGGAGAAGCUUCAGGAGCUGGAGGCCAAUCCACCCAGUGAUGUUUACCUGUCAUCCAGAGACAGGCAGAUCCUUGACUGGCACUUUGCCAACUUGGAGUUUGCCAAUGCUACACCCCUCUCCACCCUUUCGCUCAAACACUGGGAUCAGGAUGACGACUUUGAGUUCACUGGCAGCCACCUGACCGUUAGGAACGGCUACUCGUGCGUCCCUGUGGCGCUGGCUGAAGGCCUGGACAUCAAACUCAACACGGCGGUGCGACAGGUCCGAUACACGGCCUCUGGUUGCGAGGUGAUCGCCGUCAACACCCGCUCCACCACUCAGACCUUUAUUUAUAAAUGCGACGCCGUGCUUUGCACACUGCCGCUGGGCGUGUUGAAGCAGCAGCCGUCUGCCGUGCAGUUUGUCCCUCCGCUGCCAGAGUGGAAGACGGCAGCUAUUCAGAGGAUGGGCUUCGGAAACCUCAACAAGGUGGUGUUGUGCUUCGACCGAGUCUUCUGGGAUCCGAGCGUCAACCUGUUCGGUCAUGUCGGAUCCACGACGGCAAGCCGAGGCGAACUCUUCCUGUUCUGGAACCUUUACAAAGCUCCGAUUCUGCUGGCCCUCAUGGCCGGCGAGGCCGCGGGCAUCAUGGAGAACAUCAGCGACGACGUUAUAGUCGGACGCUGCCUCGCCAUCCUCAAGGGGAUAUUCGGAAGCAGCGCCGUACCUCAGCCCAAGGAGACGGUGGUGACCCGCUGGCGCGCAGACCCCUGGGCGCGCGGCUCCUACUCGUACGUGGCCGCAGGCUCCUCAGGAAACGACUACGAUCUGAUGGCACAGCCCAUCACGCCAGGACCCACCAUCCCUGGGGCGUCGCAGCCUGUCCCUCGGCUCUUCUUCGCCGGCGAGCACACCAUCAGAAACUACCCAGCGACGGUCCACGGCGCCCUCCUGAGCGGACUCCGUGAGGCUGGGCGGAUCGCCGAUCAGUUCCUGGGUGCCAUGUACACACUUCCCAGACAGUCCACUCCCACCGCAGCCACCAACCCGCCACAGGCCCAGCCCACCCCGGCUGUCUAGAAGCAACACCUGGAAGAGAAACGUCACACCCGUGGACCCAAGAGUCUUUUUUUAAACUUUAGAAGAUUCAGGAUAGACGACAAAGGACUCCACUGCUCUCAGACUAUAUUGUAAUGUGAUAAUUUAUUUCUAUAUAAAGUCUUAAACAAAAGCAUGGCAUUACUUUUGGUGCUCGUUCCUGUCCAUCCGCGUGCGCAGAUGACCACCGUGUCGGCUCCUCUGUCACCCUAGCUCUCUUCAGAAGUCGCCUUGUUGCUGUGUAGAGUCGAGUGUGUAGUUUGUUUUCAAAGUUCAAAAGAGGUUUAUGAAUGUUUCCUUUCUGGCCAAACUGUAAUUAUUUUAUUAUGGAUUUUCUUUUUUAUAUUUCUUUGUUAUUAAAACAAAAAACCUGAGUUGCAACUGUGUGCUU